Phlebotomus papatasi is the source of this 1526-nucleotide messenger RNA. Its product is annotated as solute carrier family 35 member F1-like. Bases 121 to 1335 code for a protein of 404 amino acids. The transcript has 3 exons. NCBI's taxonomy places the organism in Eukaryota, Metazoa, Arthropoda, Insecta, Diptera, Psychodidae. Gene Ontology annotation, biological process: transmembrane transport. Gene Ontology annotation, molecular function: transmembrane transporter activity. Gene Ontology annotation, cellular component: membrane. The record is from RefSeq and is a predicted model, not a curated record.
AAAGUUGACAGGCCGACAUCAUUGUUUACAGUGGGUGUUGUUUUCUUUUGCUGUGAGAAUGUGAAAAAAGUGCGAAAAUCUGCACAAAAAGCUCAUCCCGGACGGUGAAAAGAUGCAAAAAUGAAGACUGAGCAGUGUUUGAUAGACAAAAUGGAGAAAUAUCUAUCAGAAUAUCGGAAUUGGAGCCUAUGGAGGACCAUCCUGGUGGGCCAGGUGUGUUCGUUGCUCUUCUCAGUGCUGGCAUUCUUCUCCCAUCAUUUCAUGGCCAACAUCUACAUGUCCAUUCCCACCGGACAGAAUUACUUGCACUACAUCCUGCUCUGCGCUGUCUUCACCACCUGGCUGGCCUGUCGUCGCGGGGAGAAAGGUUUGAUCUCGGUCGUGAAGGCACGGGGAUAUAGAUACAUCCUGCUGGGAUUCAUUGACGUUCAGGCCAAUACGCUCUUGGCCACGGCUUAUCAAUUCACCAGCCUGGAGAGCAUCCAAAUGUUGGACUGUGUGGUCAUCCCGAUUGCUCUGGCUCUUAGCUGCCUCACCCUGGGCGUGAGGUUUCGUUUCGUGCACAUCCUGGGCGUUUGUAUGUGCCUAAUGAGCGUGGGAUGCUUGGUGUUUGCUGGAGUCGGUAACACCAAGGUGGCCAAUGAUCACAGUCAAUUGAUCGGCGAUAUGCUCUGCCUGGGCGGUGCUGUGCUGUUUUCCGUGGUUGUCGUGCUACAGGAAUUAGUUGUUAAGACGCUGGAUUGCGUGGAGUAUCUCGGCAUGCUGGGACUGUCCGGCAGCAUAAUCUGCGGCCUGCAGAUGUACCUGCUGGAGCGCAAUGCUCUCAUGGAUGUCAACUGGGAGGACACGACCAUUCUCAUCUACCUGGCCCUCUACGGAGUCCUCCAGUUCAUCUUCUACGCGCUCAUUCCUUACGUUCUCCGGAAUUCCGGAUCCACGGCUCUUCAGCUCUAUCUUCUCACUUCAGACUUCUUUUCUCUCAUCAUCGGAAUGGUUCGUUACAAAUUCCAGUUUCAUGGACUUUACUUUUUCAACUAUCUCCUCACGAUGUGUGGCAUUUUCGUGUUUUCCAUCAAAAAGACCCCGAUUGCUGCUCAACAGCGUCCAUCGAAUGAGAAUCCGUCGCAGCAGCAGCAACAAAAUGCCCAACUAAUGGCCGAUGAUGCACGCCAAACUCCGCAGACAUCGGUUAUAUCGCGAGACUACGUUUCACCAUUCGAGACUGAGCAUUUCGAAAUGACUUCUUCCAUUCCCGUCACCUAUACCGUGUCAUCGGACUCAUUGAUAAAUUCUCAUUCAGCAACAACGGGAUUCUCAUCGUUUCAUCGCAAAUAGGGUUCAGCUGUAGGUUAAUUCCAAUUGAAUACUCAUUCCCAUUAACGAUCUCUAGUCAAAUGUUCCAAAGAUAUUUAGUGUUUAACGAAGCGAUCAUGCGCAUUUACGUGUUGUCGUUUAUAGGACAUGCCCUGAGAUAUUGAUAACAGGGUGAAGUAUUUCAUAAAAUUAAAUGCAUUUAGAAGAAAAAA